GAUGUCACCUAUUGGUCAGUGCUCCUGUUUGUGGGCGUGGUCAUUUAGAAAAUGGGUGGGAACAGCAAUUUAUUUGUAUGAUCGUCACAGGGCAUCCACCCGUUUCUACUUCAACAUGGCCGCCGCCUUGAGGGGAAGACUUGUAUCAUUGGCCAAGGGCCUGAGCGGGGCUGUCGUUAAGCCAGUGUGUGUGCGCUCGCUGAGCCUGUCAACGAAUCAGAAUGCGUCAGAUACUCCACCAGCGCGGGCCGACAGCACCUUCAAGGUCACAAUGGUGCCGGGAGAUGGAGUCGGACCUGAACUCAUGAUGGCUGUAAAAGAAGUGUUUAAGGGUGCCGAUGUACCUGUGGAGUUUGAGGAAUUCCACCUGAGUGAGGUGCAGAAUAUGGCGAGUGAGGAGAAGCUGGACCUGGUUCUGGACUCCAUGAAGAACAACAAAGUUGCCAUUAAAGGAAAGAUCCACACACCAAUGGAGUACAAAGGAGAGCUGGCUUCCUAUGAGAUGAGACUAAGGAGAAAGCUGGACCUGUUUGCUAACGUGGUUCACGUGAACAGCCUGCCAGGUUACAACACACGCCAUAACAACCUAGACCUGGUGAUCAUUCGGGAGCAGACUGAGGGCGAAUACAGCUCGCUGGAGCAUGAGAGUGUGACUGGAGUGGUGGAGUGUCUAAAGAUCAUCACAAGAGAGAAGUCGCGCCGCAUUGCCAAGUUUGCUUUUGACUACGCCACCAAAAAGGGCCGGAGCAAAGUUACAGCUGUGCACAAGGCCAACAUCAUGAAGUUGGGUGAUGGGCUCUUCCUGCAGAGCUGUGCUGAGGUAGCUGAGCUGUAUCCCAGGAUCAAAUACGAGACCAUUAUCAUUGACAACUGCUGCAUGCAGCUGGUCCAGAACCCGUACCAGUUUGAUGUCCUGGUGAUGCCUAAUCUCUAUGGCAACAUCAUCGACAACCUGGCGGCCGGAUUGGUGGGCGGAGCUGGUGUGGUGCCAGGAGAGAGCUACAGUGCUGAAUAUGCCGUGUUUGAGACGGGGGCAAGGCAUCCUUUCGCUCAGGCUGUUGGGAGGAACAUUGCAAAUCCUACUGCUAUGCUUCUCAGUGCCGCUAACAUGCUGAGGCAUCUUAAUCUUGAGUAUCAUUCCAACAUGGUGUCUGAAGCGGUUAAAAAGGUUAUAAAACAGGGCAAGGUGCGGACACGAGAUCUCGGCGGUUACAGCACUACUGGUGAUUUUGUCCGUGCUGUCGUGGCCAAUCUUCGUCAUCGACCGGUUCGCACAGCAGAUCUGGGGGGCUACGCUUCGAGCGACGAGUUCACACGAGCGGUCAUUUCCAACCUUACUGCGUGAGCAUGCGUCAUCGACGACGUGGUUGUGUAAAUGCUGGUGUUUCUGCUUCUCAUCUAAUAAUAAUAUAAAUGUGUGAGAAUUAUACGCUGAUAUUUACAGUAUAAAAUCAUUCUAAUCAAUGUUAUGGUGUCUGAAUUGUAAAGUGCUCUUUUUAAAGGGAUUUUAAAUCAAAAACAAGUCAUGUGGCAUAAUCUGGAUGCUGUUAGCAAAUUGAGAAGAGCAAUUUGAAGUAUGCUGGACAUACAGAACCACCUCGACAUCACCACGUGGGUAUUAACCAAUCGGCUGCGCUCUUCUCAUCACACCUCCGCUAUCCUUAUGGGGAUCUCAGUGAAUGGUUCUGGCACUGAUCUAUCUUUAUUGUUCGGUCUUUAUGCUUGCUCAGUAGCAAGUCUCCUCUAGUUCGGAUCAUUUGCUAACCCACCCGAUUUCCUGUUAUCGUAGAGACUAAAUUGCAUGACACAAAGUUGUUUGGACUUGAAAUUGAGCUACUUAUUAAGUUGUUUUGCUUGUUAUUAACUAACAAAUAAAUGUAAAUGUUGCCACUAA
Silurus meridionalis is the source of this 1894-nucleotide messenger RNA. It is a transcript of the gene idh3b, whose product is annotated as isocitrate dehydrogenase (NAD(+)) 3 non-catalytic subunit beta. Bases 2 to 1345 code for a protein of 447 amino acids. Lineage: Eukaryota; Metazoa; Chordata; Actinopteri; Siluriformes; Siluridae. Gene Ontology annotation, cellular component: mitochondrion. Gene Ontology annotation, molecular function: magnesium ion binding; oxidoreductase activity, acting on the CH-OH group of donors, NAD or NADP as acceptor; NAD binding. The transcript has 12 exons. The record is from RefSeq and is a predicted model, not a curated record. Gene Ontology annotation, biological process: tricarboxylic acid cycle; isocitrate metabolic process.